GGGAGGUCAAAGGUCAGAGGUAAAGAAAUCAUGGCGGCGCUGUGUUGGACCCGUGCUGUGGCAGCCGAGAGCCAUUUUCUGCGAGUGUUUCUCUUCUCCAGGCCCUUUCGGGGCGUAGGCACUGAGGGUGGAUCCGAAAGUGGGAGUUCCACUGCCACAGAACCUAAGAAGCGCCUAGGCGGUUUCGCGAGCGCGUUGGAGCGGCAGUCGGAGCUUCUGCAGAAGGUGGAGCUCGGGCGGGGCUCUCCAAAAAAUGUGGAAUCCUUCGCAUCUAUGCUGAGACGUUCUCCUCUUACACAGAUGGGACCUGCAAAGGAUAAACUGGUCAUUGGACGGAUCUUUCAUAUUGUGGAGAAUGAUCUUUACAUAGAUUUUGGUGGAAAGUUUCAUUGUGUAUGUAGAAGACCAGAAGUGGAUGGAGAGAAAUACCAGAAAGGAACCAGGGUCCGGUUGCGGCUAUUAGAUCUUGAGCUUACAUCUAGGUUCCUGGGAGCAACAACAGAUACAACUAUACUAGAGGCUGAUGCAGUUCUCUUAGGAAUCCAGGAGAGUAAAGACUCAAGAUCAAAAGAAGAACAUCAUGAAAAAUAAAUGAACUUUGCUUAGUGGAUUCACUCCUUUGCUGAAGUCAGGUAUUCAUCAAGAAUGCAGUUAGACUAAUUGUGAAUAAAUGACUGAAUUAAGAUAUAAUAAAUAAAAGCUAUAAUUAUAGAUAGCUCUUGUUAGAAUUUUCUUUAGCAAUAUUCCUGCCCCUCACCCCUUGUUUUGCCCUUAAUUUUUUUUCCUUUGAUGGGGAUAGUAUACACUGUACUGAGAAACUGUCAUUCAAUAAAUAUAUUUUGAGUGCUGUC
Messenger RNA from Rhinopithecus roxellana (golden snub-nosed monkey), 851 nucleotides. It is a transcript of the gene MRPS28, whose product is annotated as mitochondrial ribosomal protein S28. Lineage: Eukaryota; Metazoa; Chordata; Mammalia; Primates; Cercopithecidae. The transcript has 3 exons. The record is from RefSeq and is a predicted model, not a curated record. Gene Ontology annotation, cellular component: mitochondrial small ribosomal subunit. The coding region runs from base 31 to 591 and encodes 186 amino acids.